ACAGUGAUUCUGAUUCGGGAUUGUUUCCAAAGAGCGACGCUGAAGUGGAGCGUCAGAGCGCUGCUGUGCCACCUUUAACUCUGAAGCUCCUCGAAUGUGAAGGAGCUGAUCUGGAGGAUUUGGUUCACAGGAUCCUCACAAACUAAAUGUGAUAUUUCUGCCACAGGAGAAACACGGGGACGCUGGGACGGUUUUCCCUCCACACACAUUGAGAGUUUGUGCGCAGCAGAGGGAGAGACCAGCGGACCGAGCGGCCAGAGAUGAACACAGUUGUGUUUAACCAGCUGAGCAGCCAGAUCCUGUUUGAGGAGAAGGCGAAUGAGGUGGAAAUGAGCAGCAGAAGUUACCUGGAAGUCAUCGACGGCCAACAUCCAGAUCUCCUCUGCAGCAGCGCGGCCAUCAGAGAAAGCCAGGCGGUCAGACACAGGCGGAGCGGGGGUCGUCCCAGCGGCAGCAAAGUGCGACACAAGCGCCAGGCCCUGCAGGACAUGGCCCGGCCGCUCAAGCAGUGGCUCUACAAGCACAGAGACAACCCCUACCCGACCAAGACGGAGAAAAUCCUCCUGGCGCUCGGCUCGCAGAUGACUCUUGUCCAGGUGUCCAACUGGUUUGCCAAUGCUAGGAGACGCCUGAAGAACACAGUGAGGCAGCCGGACCUGAGCUGGGCCCUCAGGAUCAAACUCUACAACAAAUACGUUCAGGGCAACGCUGAGAGGCUCAGUGUCAGCAGUGACGACAGCUGCUCUGAAGAUGGCGACAACCCUCAGAUGACACAAAAUGGUCCUGAGGUUCUCACCAAACCCUUGUACCCGAGAGUCGUCAAGAGGGAGGGCUCCUCCAUGGUGGCCAUGACCAUAGGUAUGGACCCGGGGCUGCGUUCUGCCGUUGAGGCCGCCUCUCUGGCCGAGGAUUACGUGUCUCCACCCAAGUACAAGAGCAGCCUGCUGCAUCGCUACCUGAACGACUCUCUGCGGCACGUCAUGGUGACCAACGCUGUCACGCACAAGAGGAACCACUCUGGCUCCUUCAGCUCCAACGAAUACGACGAUGAGCUGCUGUCGCCGUCCUCCUCCGAAGCUGAGGCCAACUUCGUUUAUCAAGCUGAAACCACAGACCUUGGGCCAAGUAAAUGUGACAAUGGCAGCGGUGGCGUCGCAGCUACGCAGAAGGAGGAGGUAAAGGCCAAAGAUGAGACGCACUGGAAGGAGAUCAACGCGGCCAUGGCCUUGACCAACUUGGCACAGGGGAAGGACAGCGUCUCUGGGACAACCAGCUGCAUCAUCCAGAAGUCCUCUCACAUAGCUGAGGUGAAGACUGUUAGAAAAGCUGCUGCUGCUGCUGAAGUAUUAGCUCUGACGUUAUCCGUCUAUGCAAAGCAGCAAACAUUCCUCUCUCAGCAAACAGAGACCAAAUAAACUCCCCCUGACAGAAAAACAACUGGUGCUGAAGGAGGAGAAAGGGGAUCUGAAAGGCCCAAAAUUUAACUGUUGGUCUUAUUGAAAAUUUCCAAAAGUUGCGUUGGCCAUCCUUUUCUUAAAACAAGGAACUUUUGUAAUCUUAUUUUUGUAUUUCUAUUUUUUACUGGUCCAGAUUCUGUAUUCACCAAAGAGCCUUUGUUUUGUAGCAGAUUCGCUCACUGAUUGUUCAGAUAUUCAGCAAACAUGAUCUAGUUGUUCUGAAAGGAAAGUCAGGAACAGUGAAGCUUCACUGCAGCCCCUAUGUUUAGAAAUGGGGGUUCCGUCACUGCCCUUGUUCCUUUGAGCAGGUGCCUGGAUGAACCAUUAUAGGAUUAAACAUGUUAUUGUUGCCUGUAGGUGUCGACUCAUCUUGGAUCCGUCCUCUCCUGACUGACUCAGUAUAUACGGGUCUGUAAGGUUCUGUUCAUGUGUGUCAUAAUUGACUAGUUGUGUUUGGAUUUUCUGACACCCAGACUGUUGUGAUCAGAGACUUUAGGAAAGAAUGUGCUGAAGAGUUUAAAAAGCUCCCAACCAGGAACUCUGGUUCCUGGUUGGGAUGGGUUUCAACAGAAUGGUGAAGGAAAGUCUGACUAACGAGAGAUAAAGUUACAUUAUUUCACUUGGUGGGACGAUUGAAGAAACCCGAUCUCCAUCUAUCCAUGCAUCCCUAUUCCAACACGCUUAUCCCCUGUGGGGUCACGAGGGGUGCUGGUGCCUAUCUCCAGCUGUCAAUGGGUGAGAGGCGGGGUACACCCUGGACGGGUCGCUCGUACAUAUCGGGCGAACCCUGAUAUGUCCGUAUUUGUCACACGCUUCAGGCACAAAUGGCCUCAUGAACUGAGCAGUUGGCCCGGUUAGAUGGUGUUUAUUGAUAAUUCUUGGUCAGGCAGGCGGGGGUUAUAUCCGUGGCGUCAGUCCAAGUUUGGGGCUAUCCAUGUAUCAGUUGUCAGGGAAGCAGGAGGUUGUCACCGGGGAGUCCAAGACAACAGGUGAGGGUUCAGGUAAUCAGACAAGACUGGACAAGGGAGAAAAAACAGGCAGGUUAGGAGAGGGAACAAAAACUUGGCUUAGUCAAAGCUAGACACGAGCGGACAGAUGGCCUGAGAGUGUUUACCACUAGGGGUUAGACAACAAUCUGACGCCGAGCAGGUGGAAGCUCUGCCCUUAUAUGGGACCCACUGCUGAUCAGAAGACUACCUGCAGGUGUGAGGGUCACAGCAGCUGAUGUGACAGUAUUAUUUUAGGGCCAGUCAACAGAACGCUGUUUGAGUCGACAGUAUAGUAAAUAAGUCAGGAAGGAGGUGAAGUGAGGCCAGAGAAUAGUAACUAAGUAAAAUUGUAUUUUUACAGCACAUUUCACAGAAAACAUCAGAAGGCUGAGGCUUAAGCAUGUCAGAAAUAUACUGGAGGUCCUGACCAUGUUGGGCCCUACAAGUUAAAACAAUAAGUUUAAACUGGAACCUAAAAUUAACUGGUAGCCAGGGAAGAGGGGCUUGAACAAGAAUUAUGUGAACUCCCCUGCUUGUCCCUGUCAAAAGUCUAGCUGCAGCAUUCUGGACAGUUUCAAUGCAAUGUGUUGCAGAAAAAGCUUAUGAUGUUCAUUUUGUAGAGUAAAAGGCUCUGUAUCGAUGAGCUGAAGUGUCCGUCUCUGAUCCUUAUCAGAACUGAUGCUUUAACAGGAAGAACCUUGUUCCCUGACAACAGAAGGGUCACUAUGGCCAUUGUAUGGCCAUGAGACAGUAUAUCAGGACAUGUAGGGAUGAAAUAUCAACAUCAUGACUUUUCUAUAACUUGUAUUUACAUCAAAGCAAUGAAAGUGGUAUGCAUCAGUUUUUAUUGUUUAUAAAAACAUAUAUGUGUUUAUUCAUAUGGAGACUGGAUGCGCAGUCCAAUGAUCAAAUACAUAUUUGCUUGUGCUGCCUGGUUUGUUCUCAAGUAAAAUGUAUUUUAUAAAGCUGUUACUUUGUGACAAAAAUGAAUAAACUAUUGAAUUAAA
This is a messenger RNA of Fundulus heteroclitus (mummichog), 3453 nucleotides long. RefSeq names its product homeobox protein Mohawk-like. Gene Ontology annotation, cellular component: nucleus. The coding region runs from base 261 to 1415 and encodes 384 amino acids. The transcript has 6 exons. The record is from RefSeq and is a predicted model, not a curated record. Gene Ontology annotation, biological process: cell development; muscle organ development; regulation of transcription by RNA polymerase II. NCBI's taxonomy places the organism in Eukaryota, Metazoa, Chordata, Actinopteri, Cyprinodontiformes, Fundulidae. Gene Ontology annotation, molecular function: RNA polymerase II cis-regulatory region sequence-specific DNA binding; DNA-binding transcription factor activity, RNA polymerase II-specific.